Molecule: messenger RNA, 1582 nt
Organism: Aureobasidium subglaciale EXF-2481
Lineage: Eukaryota; Fungi; Ascomycota; Dothideomycetes; Dothideales; Saccotheciaceae
Exons: 1
Coding region: 250-1305 (351 amino acids)
Source: RefSeq, a predicted model, not a curated record
CGAGUACGACCUUGUGUAUUCUAUAUGCUCGGACUCGGCCUCCGCGGGGUUCAAGAUCGAUAUCAAGUUUCGAGAUCUUCUGGAUUAAAGUUUCAACAGUUGUAGCGUCGAGGCCGCCUCCAACGCUCUAAACCGAGACACCGCAUUUCUUGGACAUAUGAUUCGUCUCCAUAUAACUUCAAGUCGUCUCUCUUUGUUCUCUGUCUCUGUGCUUGUCCUGGGCCUUCAGGCUAUAGCAUCUCUGACAUCAUGAAGCUCGAAUUACUGCAUCUGCCUUUUGAGAUUCUCGACCAGAUCAUCCACUUCACGAUACCCGAUCCUCACUAUCUUGCAUAUCCAGCAUCACACUCCUGCACGAAAACAUUGCUGUCCCUCUCGAGAGUCUCUAAGUUUACUUUUCAGACAGCAAGAAAAUUACUCUACACCCACUGUCUCUACAUCGACGCACCAUGGCGACUAGGCUCCCUCGUCACAGCACUCUCACACUCAAAUUCUACGAUACCUCUUUCAUGUCCAAGGAACCUCUAUCUCUCGCCCUUUUCAGGCCCGACAAUCCGCAACAGGGAGAUUGUAACGAACAUCACGGUGUUAUUCACAAUACUAGGACCUUAUCUAAAACGACUAGUAAUAAACAUACCACUACGCUCCCACUACCCCGAAGAUGACAGAACAGAAACCCUACGUCCACUCCUACGACAAGGUUUUGUGAAACUCGUCGAAUUGGAAGAAUUUGCAAGUGUGAGAGAUGAGCUGUAUCUUGCGUAUUGGAACCCUGCUUUCAAUCAUAUUCCCAUGAUCGAAGAGGACGAGGAUGAAGAUAACGAUGAUGAUGACGAAGAUCAAGAAGAUCACACAAUUACCGACUUCUUCCCCUCCUACUGGCCAAAACUCAAACAUCUCGCUCUCUAUAACUCUGUCUUCGAUACCACCUUCAUGGACGCCUUAGCACGUAUGCCGCUCUUAAACACCGUCGUCCUUUCACGCAGAGACUUUGGCGAUGACGAAGAUGACUGGCUACAACUCUGGAAUGCAAAAGUUGGAGCCAGAGUAGAAAUCACUUUCAUAGAGUCUACAGACGUUGAACUGGAGGCUGGCAUCAAAAAAUUGACAUUUACGGAUUUACCGCCACAUAGAGCGGUUGACACAAGUUUAGGUGUAUGGAUGUGUGCUUUAUACACACCAGAAGAUGGAGAUGCUAUAGGGGAUGUGCAAGAGUGGACUCUUAAACGUAUGUUAGAUGGGAGUUUAUGGUCUUCAUCUGAGCUCGAGAAAUUGGCAACACAAGCACCCUUACACUGCUUAUGAUUAUGGAUGCAGAAUAAUGAGUAUUCUUGACGAUUCAAGAGAUCUACCAAGGUUAAUUCCCGUCUUCUCUCUUCCUCUUCUCCUCUCCCUCUUUCUCUUCUAGAUUUACAAUCAAAACGCCUACUAUGCAGGAAGGGUGUUGUGCGAGGAAACAGGAAAAACAGCGCUUAGGUAUUUGUCGCGAUGAAGUAGAAAAAGACAAAAAGAACAAAAACAAUUACAAUAGGUUUGGUUGGUUAGUUGCUGUCAUGCAAAUGAUGUGGAGAGGACAUCCAAC